GAGAGAAGCAUAAAACAGGGGAUUGUGCGUCUGUAAGAAAAAGUAAAAGAAAGCAGAAAAGAAAGGGAGGAAGUUUGAUAAGCAGUUAUCGGAAAUGUGUUUAUUGUUUGUUUAGGUCCAGCCAGUGUCUAUCUAUUCAUCCAGUGAAAAACACAAUGAGUGUUCAUGGGGGACAGAAACGAUAUGUUUCCACUCUCAGGAUCCAGCUGUCAGCACGCACAUCUGGAGGAGCCUCACACAACAUCCCUACACAAAGGAAGAGCCAAGAACGACCACCCAGCUCUGGAAACAACAAUGCGGACACGCCACGUUUCCUUGAACCUCUGCAGGACUGUGUCUUUGACAGAGGAAGUGACAUCACUCUAAGGGGUGUCAUCACAGGGAGUCAAUCAAUCAGUGUGUCCUGGCUGCAUAAUGGUCAGCCGGUGAGAUUCGCCAAAUCCUAUUUCACCAGGGGAGAGGCAAGGCUGGUUGUUAGGAAAUGUGUCCCAGAGGACGCUGGAGCUUACACUUGUAUAGCUGAAAACACUGCAGGAAAAACCUCCAGCAGCUCGGCAGUGUUUGUAAGAGAAACAACUGUCACUGCCCCAAACAAUCACACACGCUCCUCUCCGUCCUCUCCUUGUACCCCUGUUUUUGAAAAUUGGAGCGUCAAAUCACCCAAGAACAAUUUGGAGGACAUUAGUGUGUUCAGAGGACCGCAAUCACCUCCAACACAAAGUCCUCGAACACCGGUGAGCCCAAGAGAGCUCCCAGUGAAAAGGAGAAGCAGCUCAGGGACAGCCGUCCCUUUGCAGAUUGCGUCCUCUCAGGCUCAGGUGGAGGUGCGGCCGGGUGAGACGGCUCGUUUGAGCUGUACCUUCAAAGGCAACUCGCCCAUUGUUUCCUGUUGGAUUUAUAAUAAAAAAGAGGUUCUUGAGGGCUCCAGGUUCAGGAUCGAGGGCAGCAGUGAGACCAGCAGUCUGGUCAUUUCAGAGACUCGACCCGAGGACUCUGGACGCUACACGCUAGUUGUGCGUGACCGUAAAGGCUCCGCCCAGCACACACUCACAUUGUCUGUCAUUGAACGGCCGCAGCCUCCUGCCUCAUCCCCGGUGGUGUGUGUGCUCUCCUCACACUCUCUCGGCCUCACCUGGUCAGGGCCGUGCUACGACGGCGGUUCAGCCAUCACCAGUUACGUGGUAGAGGUUCAGCAAGUCAGUUCGACCAGGCCAGGUUGCUGGACCGAGCUCUCAGCCGGCUGUAAAAGCACUUCCCUCAGGGUGAGCUCUGGACUCCAGCCAAAGGCAGAAUAUCGCUUUCGGGUUCGAGCCUGUAACGCCGUGGGACUCAGCGACCCAAGUCCAGAGUCUCAGGUGAUCAGGAUGGACAGCAGCGCAGGGGAACCCCGUGAAGAGAAGAGAAACGAUUAUGUCAUUGUUACCAUUGAUGAGAAACACAAAGUCACUGACCACUACAAUGUACUGGACAAACUGGGAGUAGGGAAGUUCGGUCAAGUGUAUCGCCUGACCCAUAAGGAGACCGGCCAGACGGUUGCUGGGAAGUUCUAUAAGGGUCGGCGUGCAAAAGAGAGAGAUGCAGCCAAGAAAGAAAUUGAACUGAUGAACUCUCUCCAUCAUCCCAAACUGGUGCAGUGCCUGGCAGCGUAUGAUAACAAGCCUGAAAUAGUGAUGGUCAUGGAAUUCAUUGCAGGCGGGGAGCUCUUUGAGCGGAUUGUGGAUGAUAAUUUCGAGCACACGGAGCCAUCGAGUGUCGGUUACAUGCGCCAGAUCCUGGAAGGAGUUCAGUACAUGCACCAGCAGAACAUCGUGCACCUGGACCUGAAACCAGAGAACAUUGUGUGCGAGGACAGAACUGGAUUUCAGAUUAAGAUUAUUGACUUUGGGCUUGCCAGCAAGCUGGACUCUUCCACUCCUCUGAAGGUGAUGCAAGGGACCCCUGAGUUUGUGGCUCCGGAGGUCAUUAACUAUGAACCUGUGAAUCUGUCCUCUGACAUGUGGAGCAUUGGCGUGAUCUGCUAUAUACUGUUGAGUGGUGAAUCUCCGUUCCAGGGAGACAGCGAUUCCGAGACUCUGGCUUUAGUGACUGCGGCCCAGGUGGAGUUUGACGAGGAGAGUUUUGAGCAUAUCACAAACCAAGCCAAAGACUUCAUCAGCUCUCUACUGCAGAAAAAUAUGAGGAACCGCAUGUCCUGUGAGGAAGCUCUGUCUCAUUCCUGGAUGGCGACGUUGGAGUCUGUAGACCCUGGUGCUACCAAGAACCUCUCCAAAGACAAGAUGAAGAAGUUCUUAGCCAGGCAGAAGUGGAAGAAAACAGGCAAAGCUGUGCUGGCUCUGAAGAGGAUGGCCAUGCUGUCCAAAUCCGACAAUGCCGCGUGUCUCACCAGCCCUGCGGAUGAUACAGAACAUGUCCUCAAGUCCCUGGAGAACAGACUGCAAUCGAAACCUGAGUUCAUGAAGAAACUGUUUGACAUAUCGGUCUUUGAGGACUCCACCGCACAGUUCAUCUGUCACAUCACUGGUUACCCAGACCCUGAAGUGCUGUGGCUGAGGGAUGGUGAGGUGCUGGAGGAGCAGGAUGGCCAUGUGUGCGUGGAUUAUGAGGAAGACGGGACGUGUGUCCUCACACUGGACAGCGUCACCCUCCAGCACAGUGGCACGUACACCUGCAAAGCCACCAACAUCCACGGGGAGGCGCUCUGCUCUGCUAAACUCACUGUAGUGAAUCAGGAUGAACACAGGGACUGAUUAAAUAUUUGUACACUUAGAUAAAUAUAUAUUAACUGUAUGCCUCACUUACAGCCUAUCCUUCUUUAUUCAAAUAUAAUGUUAAUGUUAUACACAAACAAGUUUGUUUUCUGUGAGUGGUGGAGAUCACAUUGUUAGGCAAAAAGUUUUUUUUUUAUUUAAUAUAAUAUGAAAGCGGCGGCACGGUGGUGUAGUGGUUAGCGCUGUCGCCUCACAGCAAGAAGGUCCGGGUUUGAGCCCCGUGGCCAGCGAGGGCCUUUCUGUGCAGAGUUUGCAUGUUCUCCCCGUGUCCGCGUGGGUUUGCUUCGGGUGCUCCGGUUUCCCCCACAGUCCAAAGACAUGCAGGUUAGGUUAACUGGUGACUCUAAAUUGAGCGUAGGUGUGAAUGUGAGUGUGAAUGGUUGUCUGUGUCUAUGUGUCAGCCCUGUGAUGACCUGGUGACUUGUCCAGGGUGUACCCCGCCUUUCGCCCGUAGUCAGCUGGGAUAGGCUCCAGCUUGCCUGCGACCCUGUAGAACAGGAUAAAGCGGCUAGAGAUAAUGAGAUGAGAUGAGAUGAGAUAAUGUGAAAGCUGUGCUGCAGUUGUAAUUUUUUUUUUUAAAGUGCAAAUGCAUAGCUUUUUCAUAAAUGUGUCAUUAUGAUUCUGAUGUUCGAGAGCAGUUAUUAUUCAUGCAUCCAUUUUGUAGCCUUUACAUCCCAGCUUUUACACCAUUUGCAUCGAAGUUUUACAAUACGUGUUUUUGCAACGUGAGCAAAAUGUAAUGUGUGGAUUGCACUGACGAUACUCGGGUAAUCUCUGCAAUGGCAUCAUUAUGCUACAUCAUUAACACUUAUGCACUGUACAACCCCGAUUCCAAAAAAGUUGGGACACUCUGUAAAACAUCAGUAAAAUCAGAAUGCGAUAAUUUGCAAAAUCAUGGAAACCCUAUAUUGCAUUGAAAAUAGUACAAAGACAACAUAUCAAAUGUUGAAACUGAAAAAAUUUAUUGAUUUUUGAAAAAUAUAUGCUCAUUUUGAAUUUGAUGUCAGCAACACAUUUCAGAAAACUUGGGACAGGGACAACAAAAGACUGAAAAAGUUGUGUAAUGCUAAAAAAAAGUAAUUUGGUUAAUUGGCAACAGGUCAGUAAAAUGAUUGGGUAUAAAAAGAGCAUCCCAGAGAGGCGGAGUCUCUCAGAAGUAAAGAUGGGGCGGGGUUCACCGCUCUGUAAAAGACUGCUUGGGCAAACAGUGAAACAAUUUAAGAAUAACAUUCCUCAAUGUAAAAUUGCAAAGAAUUUGUGGAUCACAUCAUUUAUGGUCCAUAAUAUCAUUAAAAGAUUCAGAGAAUCUGGAGAAAUCUCUGUAUGCAAGAGACAAGGCUGAAACCGGACACUGGAUGCCUGUGAUCUUCAGGCCCUCAGGAGACACUGCAUUAAAAUCAGACACGUGUCUGUAGUAGAAAUCACUGUAUGGGCUCAGGAACACUUCAGAAAACCAUUGUCUGUGAAAACAGUUCAUUACUGCAUCCACAAAUGCAAGUUAAAACUAGAUAUAAACAAUAUCCAGAAACACCGCCACCUUCUCUGGGCCCGAGCUCUUUUACGAUGGACUGAGGCGAAGUGGAAAACUGUCCUGAGAUCUGAUUAAUCGAAAUCUGAAAUUCUUUUUAGAAAUCUUGGACAUCACAUCCUCCAGGCUAAAGAGGAGAGGGACCAUCCGGCUUGUUAUCAGUGCACAGUUCAAAAGGCAGCGUCUGUGAUGGUAUGAGGGUGCAUUAAUGUACGUGACAUUGGGUAGUUUGCACAUCUUGGAAGGCAUCAUGAAUGCUGAAUGAUAUAAACACGUUUCAGAGCAAUAUGCUGCCAUCCAGACAAAAUAUUUUUCAGGGAAGGCCUUCCUUCUUUCAGCAAGACAAUGCCAAACUGCUUUCUGCACAUAUUAAAACUGCAUGGUUCUGUAGUAAGAGAGUCCUGGUGCUAAACUGGCCUGCCUGCAAUCCAGACCUGUCUCCCAUUUAAAACAUUUGGCGCAUUCUGAAGCUCAAAAUAUGAUAAAGGAGACCCGAACUGUUAAGCAACUGAAAUUGUGUAUCGUACAAAAAUGGGACAACAUUUCUCUUUCAAAACUACAGCAAUUGGUCUCCUUAGUUCCCAAACGUUUACAGAGUGUUGUUAAAAGUAGAGGUGAUGCAACAAAAGUGUCCCAACUUUUUUGGAAUUGGGGUUGUGUAACUCUUUUUUAUUUAAAAAAAAACUUUCAAAAUAUUGUUUUUAUUCAUUAAACAUGCUUACAGCUGCAGAGUUUAUCAAAUAAAAAAGGCCAUGACAUAAAUAAAUCAUUAAUUAAGGCUAAGACCUGUUACAUACUCUGUGUAAGUCAGUGCACACAAUGAGACCGUCAAUCACGGCGUAGCUGACUCCGGCCCCGUCUAGUCCAGAAGGAACGAUCUAAAGUGGGCCACCUUGCGCAAUAAAUGUUGCAAGCUAUAUACACGAUAUACAAGUUAUAUAUAGAAGCGAUAUCCACCCUAGGAAUACCGUCCUAUUUGCCAGAAAGAAUCCAAAAUGACCAGGAAUUGACCGAGAAGAAUCUUUUUUUUUUUGUUGUUGAACUGCUCAUUAAGGCUUAAUUAGUCCAUACACGGGCGCAGAUAGAGGGUGGGACGGGUGGGAUUCGUCCCACCCAGAUUUAAAUUCACCUCGUUCGGUCCCCCCCACUUAUAGGGAGGAAAAAACGUCUAUGCUGUCUUUCUUUGCAUAAGGCAAACCUCACGGAAAAAUCAAAAGACUAAUUACCAUUCGGUUUAUUGAGGUGCACAGCAGUACCUACAUAGUUGCAACAACUCACAUAAAACAAAACAAAGACUGAUAUUCAGUUGGUUGAGCUGCGCAGACUGCACAGGUUGCGAGCUUGCUUGCUAUGGUUACCCACAACAAGUUUGACAGGCAUAUCGGGGACAGCUCCUAGUUCAGGACCCCAACACGGCAUGAUGAAGGGUGCCAAACCGAAAAGGCAGAAAACAAUUGCAUCAUUUUUUUCAAAAAAACAACGACUGUAAGUAAACUGUGCCUUACUUUAUCAUAUCACCUUGCAAUUUUUUGAUAGUCUGUUCAAAGUAAUGUCGUAGUGAAAGUAAAAUCGUACGGAGUAGAGAUGCCUUUCUGGUAGCCUCCUUCUUUUGGUGGUAGCCUGUAGAUACAGUGCUCAGAAGGCAGUUUUAAUGUUUAAUCUGGCGUUCCCUGCCAUAAUUUCAGCGAGCAUAUUGUUUCAUAAGGAAACUUUGCGAAGAGUUGUUGACUGACUGCCGCUCACGCAACACACAGGCAUAGUUAGAAAGUCAGGAUGCACUGGUUUACAAUUUUGAUGUUUUUUUUUUUUGUCUUAGCUGAGUAAUGUCGCCGCCCUGAGGGCCUCAGAGUAUAUUCCUUGCACAACACAUGUUGGGGGUGGGGGUGGGGUUGGUUUGCUGGCAGCUUUGUCCCCCCCAGUUCAAAAAACGUAUCUGCGCCCCUGAGUCCAUAACUUCAUGAAUAAUUGUAAUGAGGCAAAUCUGGGUAGAAGUUACAUGCACCCUAGGGACCCCUACCUUCAUGCCAGAAAGAAUCAAAAUCGGUGAAGAAUUGAGAGAGAAGAAGUGAUUUUCAUGAAAUGUUGAUGAUGCCAGAUGGAUGGACGAUGGGCAACACAUGAUGACAUAAACUGUCGGCCGGAUGAGUUAAUAAAUGAAAGGAGCUCCACGGGGGGGGCGCUCCUGCCUACGUGCAAGGAAUUUGUGCCUGUUCAAAAUUUCUAAUGUGACACAUUGCAUUUCUGGAAAUAGUCGCUACUUUAAAUCUCUGUUCCACUGCUACAUGGUAUUUGCUGCCCCCUUGAGGAUUAGCCGUUUACAACCCCCAAAUUGGCUCCAGAUGCCAAUAUGCAUAAGGAAUGUGAAUAAAGGAUUUGUAGCAACUCA
Messenger RNA from Neoarius graeffei (lesser salmon catfish), 6682 nucleotides. RefSeq names its product myosin, light chain kinase 5 (gene mylk5). The coding region runs from base 156 to 2747 and encodes 863 amino acids. Gene Ontology annotation, molecular function: protein binding; protein kinase activity; ATP binding. NCBI's taxonomy places the organism in Eukaryota, Metazoa, Chordata, Actinopteri, Siluriformes, Ariidae. The record is from RefSeq and is a predicted model, not a curated record. The transcript is spliced from 17 exons. Gene Ontology annotation, biological process: protein phosphorylation.